AUGCUCCGCCCCCACACCUUGCUCCAGGUCCCGCCCCUCUCCGAGCACCAACGGGGGGCGGGGCUCAUGGCUGCACACGGGGGUCUGGUGGGCGGCCUCUCGCAGGGUCUCCUGUUCUUGUUGCCCUGGAAACAGCUGGGAUACGGAGGGGAGGGGGUAGACGGAAAGAGGGGGAGAGAGCGGAGCAGCGCGCGGAGGGACUGGAGGCCCCGGACCCAGAAAUCCUCCCACACCUGCCUCCUCCUGAGUACACCUGCCUCUGUCCCUUUCCUUGACUCGGCUUUCUCCUUCUCUCUAUCCCCUUGCACGCCGCCACUGCUUGGUCCCCUAAAAAGUAACUUCGCCACUUCUUCCGGCAACCCCGCCGCGCGUCACUUCCACAAGGGGCGGGGAGUGAAGGAUGACAAACUUCCGGAGGCGAAGGAAGGAAACGGGGGCCCCCAGUACGCCUGUGCUCAGUACAACCCGAACCCAGAGAUGCGUGUGUUUACACCACCACUGUUGCUGUUGCUGCAGCUCCUCCUACUUACGGAUCCCACCACAGCCUCGCUGAUCCGCAUCCCUCUUCGCCGAGUCCACCCUGGAUCCAGGACCCUGAGUCCACUGAGGGGGUGGACAAAGCCAGCAGAACAUGUCAAUUUAGAGGCCUCAUCUCCUGGGGGCAAGUCUACUUUUGUACCUCUUUCUAACUACAUGAAUGCCCAAUAUUUUGGGGAAAUUGGGCUGGGAACACCCCCUCAGAACUUCUCUGUGAUCUUCGACACUGGCUCCUCCAAUCUCUGGGUCCCGUCCAAACGAUGCCACUUCUUAAGUCUGCCCUGCUGGUUCCACCACCGCUUCAACCCCGACGCCUCCAGCUCCUUCCAGCCCAAUGGGACCAAGUUUGCUAUUCAGUAUGGAACUGGAAGACUCAGUGGUAUCCUGAGCAAGGACAAGCUGACUAUUGGGGGAGUCAAGGGUGCAUCAGUGGUGUUUGGGGAGGCCCUAUGGGAGCCCAGCCUGAUCUUCACUUUUGCCCGCUUCGAUGGGAUAUUGGGACUUGGUUUUCCCAAACUGGCUGUGAAUAGAGUUCGACCCCCGCUGGAUGUAUUGGUGGACCAGGGACUACUGGACAAGCCUGUCUUCUCCUUUUACCUCAACAGGAACUCUGAAGAGGCUGAUGGUGGAGAGCUGGUCCUAGGGGGCUCAGACCCAACACACUACAUCCCACCUCUCACUUUCCUGCCAGUGACUAUCCCCGCAUACUGGCAGAUCCACAUGGAGCGUGUGAAGGUGAGCACAGGGCUGAACCUCUGUGCCCGGGGCUGUGCCGCCAUCCUGGACACUGGUACGUCCCUCAUCACAGGACCCACUGAAGAGAUCAGGGCACUAAACUCAGCCAUUGGAGGUAUCCCCCUGUUCACCGGGCAGUACAUGAUCGAGUGCUCGAAAAUUCCAACACUUCCCCAAGUUUCCUUCCUCCUUGGAAGUGUCUGGUUUAACCUCACGGCCCAAGACUACAUCAUUCAGAUUGUUAAGCUUGGGACCCGCUUCUGCCUGUCCGGUUUCCAGGCUCUGGACGUGCCUCCACCCAUGGGCCCUUUCUGGAUCCUUGGCGACGUCUUCUUGGGGACCUACGUGGCUGUCUUUGACCGCGGGGACAAAAAAGUCAGCGCCCGAGUCGGACUGGCACGUGCCCGCCCUCGUGGGGCGGAGCAGAGUCGGGGUGGACCCACGCAAGCGCAGUUCUUCGGGUGA
This is a messenger RNA of Chrysochloris asiatica (Cape golden mole), 1737 nucleotides long. It is a transcript of the gene NAPSA, whose product is annotated as napsin A aspartic peptidase. Gene Ontology annotation, cellular component: lysosome. Bases 1 to 1737 code for a protein of 578 amino acids. Gene Ontology annotation, biological process: proteolysis. The record is from RefSeq and is a predicted model, not a curated record. Gene Ontology annotation, molecular function: aspartic-type endopeptidase activity. The transcript is spliced from 10 exons. NCBI's taxonomy places the organism in Eukaryota, Metazoa, Chordata, Mammalia, Afrosoricida, Chrysochloridae.